Messenger RNA from Physella acuta, 1983 nucleotides. RefSeq names its product deoxynucleoside triphosphate triphosphohydrolase SAMHD1. Lineage: Eukaryota; Metazoa; Mollusca; Gastropoda; Physidae. Gene Ontology annotation, molecular function: dGTPase activity. The record is from RefSeq and is a predicted model, not a curated record. Gene Ontology annotation, biological process: dGTP catabolic process. Gene Ontology annotation, cellular component: nucleus.
GGUGUGUUUGUGCGGACAUUAAAACAAAACCAGCCAUUCCUGGGUAUUUCUGACAAAGAUAUUUUGUGUGUGGAGAUAGCCGGUCUGUGUCAUGAUUUGGGACAUGGCAUUUUGUCACACUUCUUCGAUCAACAAUUUCUUCCAAGUGUUGAAACGUCGAAGGAAACGACGCAUGAGUCAAUAUCCGUGAGAAUGUUCCGACAUUUGGUACAAGAGAACCGGUUAAUGCAAGCAGAUGGGAAAUUGAGAAGUUUUGGGCUGGAUGAUAACGACAUUUUGUUUAUAGAGGAACAGAUUUCUGGGGAUACGACAUACCUACAGGGGGAAUGGAAGUAUAAAGGCAGAGGCAAGGAAAAAGCCUAUUUGUACGAGAUAGUCUCCAACAAACGUAACGGCAUUGACGUGGAUAAAUUCGAUUAUUUCGCCCGAGACUGUCAUCAUCUGGGUAUCAGCAACAACUUCGACUACACUCGCUACAUGAAGUUUGCCAGAGUUAUAGAGGUGGAUGGUCAAUUGCAGAUUUGUAUUAGAGAAAAGGAAAUGUCGAAUCUGUACAACAUGUUUUACACCAGAUUCAACUUACACAAGCAAGCGUACCAACACAAGGUCAAAUGUGCUAUCGAAGCCAUGGUGAAGACGGCUUUGCUGAAGGCCAAUGACUUUAUAUUCUUCCAAGGUUUACAGAGACAGUACCGAAUGUCCGAGUGUAGCCAGGACAUGGAAGCCUUCUCACAACUGACCGACAACGUCCUCUUUAAGAUCCUCUACAGCCCAGACCCCAGACUGAAAGAGUCACGUGAUUUGAUCAACAGAAUCUUCAAGAGGGAUCUCUACAAGACUGUCUACGAGAGUUACCCUGUUGCUGCCGAGGAAUUGUCUACGAUUGCUGAAGCGAAAAUUCAAAAAGAAAUAAAAGAAAUUGCGGACAGUUCUAAUUCAGAUCUACAAAUUGACGAUUUUGUAGUCGGGAUAGCUCACUUGGACUUUGGCAUGAACAAAAACAACCCAACAGAGAGGCUUAACGUCUACCAUAAGGACGACAUUAACAGGGGCACACAACUGAGGAGCGAACAUGUCAGUACCAUACUUAGUCCCAGCAAGUUUAGUGAGGUGAUUGUGCGAGUUUUCAGCUGCAGUAAAGACGACCGGAAAAGUGAGCGGAUACAUUCAUCAUCACGAGAGUGGUUUGACAAGAAUGUUAAGAAAAUAGCCCAGGUCUAAUAGAGGAAAUAUUUUAUUUAUAGACAAUAGUGAUAACAAGAUGAUUUAAUCAUGUUUAUGUGGACCACUAAAGAUUAAAACUGUAAUUAUUAGAUUUUAAUUAGGUCACAUUGUCUGUCUGUGGGCUUGUGGCGAAUCAAUUUUUGACCCACUUCUGAUGCAGCUAUUUUGUUUCAACUUUCUAAAUAAUUUGACUCCCAUCAAAAUACAAGAUUAUAUAAUUUUCAAUUUGAUCAGAUAAUAAUUUAACUAUUACAAUUCAUUUAAAAUAUCUAUAUUCGAUAAACAAUUAUUUAAAAACCUCUUAGAUAAAAAAAAAAUAAUAACACAAAUUGACUUUAGGUAUAAUAUUAAAUAGUAAAAGCAUUUGUCGUACAAGACUUAUUUAAUACAUAUUUUUUAUUGACUGAUUUAAUAAGUCUCAACAGACUCCAAACAAUUGUAAAGAUAAAGAGAAAUUACGAUCUAAAGAUGCAAGAAGAAAUAUUUUAUAUGUUACUGUUAUGUAGUUUUGUAGUAUUAGACAAACUCUUCAAGGUAAAGGGUUCAUUGUUACAAAAUUAUACUGCAAUACUAUAAUGUUUAUAAGUCUUUAAAAUGCAUUUUUUUCUGCUACUGUAAAUAAAUAUAUAUACCUACAGGGCUGGUAAAAUACUAAAAUUUUUAAGCAUUAUGGAUUCGUAUCUUUGUGUUACAUAUACAGAGUCUUUUGAAUGUGAUUUGUCAUAUUAGCAUUUUAAUUUUAAAAAAUAGAAAGUUAUU